AAAACCGUAAUCUGUGCGUGCAUCUUUGCACAGAACUCAAAUGAGUGCUGCAAUACAUUGCAGUGCAUCUUCGGCAUCUUUCUGCACUCAUCUGGUGCGCUGCAAAGAGUUAUAGAUGUACUUGCACAUGCCGGCCUCUCUAUCAGUGCA
Suillus paluster is the source of this 150-nucleotide messenger RNA. RefSeq lists its product as uncharacterized. NCBI's taxonomy places the organism in Eukaryota, Fungi, Basidiomycota, Agaricomycetes, Boletales, Suillaceae. The annotation marks the transcript as partial. The record is from RefSeq and is a predicted model, not a curated record. The transcript has a single exon.